Molecule: messenger RNA, 2196 nt
Organism: Microthlaspi erraticum
Lineage: Eukaryota; Viridiplantae; Streptophyta; Magnoliopsida; Brassicales; Brassicaceae
Source: the annotation of a GenBank genome assembly
AUGGCCGGAAACAAUUCCGACUCGAGUCUCUACCAGGUUCUGGUGGAAUGGUGCCAGAGAAUGGAGACGAGUCAAGCGAGACUAAGGGAGGAUGUGGAUGACUUAUUGCUCCAGGAGGAGAGACGAAUCGACAAAGAAGCGGCGCCGGAGGCCGAAGCGGAGGCGGCGGAUUCGUGGGAUAGUCCGUCGGAGACCUGGGAGAGAGCGAUUUCUGGAUUCUACUUCGCCGAUAGUGCGUAUCGGACUUUGAUGGAUUCAAUGGGUCACGCGAUUCAUGUCACAUCCGCUGCUUCCGGAGAAAUCACUUUCUGGAGUCGUUCUGCUGAGAAUCUCUACCAUUGGUAUGCAGAGGAAGUUGUUGGCUACAGAACGAUUGAUGUGCUUGUGACUGAAGAAUACCGUAAUUGCCUCACUAGUAUCCGUAAUAGAGUUUGCCGUGGAGAGACCUGGACUGGUCAGUUUCCGUUUCAGAAGAAAACAGGCGAGCUGUUCAUGGCGCUGGUGACUAAGAGCCCUGUGUAUGAAGAUGGCCUGCUCGUUGGUGUUGUCACUGUCUCAAGCGACGCAACGCUUUUCAAUAGGAUGCAUCCGCUAAGCAGUGAGCAUCAUCACCAGCAGCAAGCACAUGGUAAUAGACAUGAAUCGAACUUGAGAAAGCACCAGUGGCACCUCCCGAGGCCUCAGAUCGGUGCAGCUCCACAGGUUCCAGUCGUCCCACAGAUUUCAUCAACUGUUUCAAACCUGGCGUCGAAGCUUCUACCACAGAGAAAUGGAGAUGACUCCUUCAAUGGAAAUCAGAAUUCUAAUUCCAGGAGCAGGGAUGAAAAUGUUCCUGUUGUUGCCUCCACAACUUUUGAGAAGUAUGGCUCACUGGCGGAUAAGUUCUUGGGGAAGCUGCAGAGGAAGUUUAUUGGUAGCCAAGGAACUGAUGAUAAUGAGACUAUAUUAGGAAAUGGAAUAGAUAAGACGUCCGGUGGUAGUGGAGCUAUUUCCACGGCUUCUAAUGCGAUUAGCUGCGCGACUUUCAGAGACAAUGGCAAUGGGAAGCCGAAACCGGCUGAGACUAGAUUCGCAGAUGUUUAUGGGAGUGGAGCUCGAGGUUUGAGUGAAGAGAAACAGAUAGUAUCACCUACUGGAGACCGGUUUCAGUUUAUUGGGAAUAUGAGUCAGAGAAAGCCACCUAAAAGGCCAGAGAGUGGUUUGGUUUCUGGCAGGGGAACGAGAAUGUCGGACUUGAAUGGCGAGAUAGAAGAUGCUUGGACGAAUCGGCCUAGUGGUGAUCCUUUUCCAAGUCUUGAAGUCAACGUCAGUAGGCAAAAAAGUCCAUCGAGGCAAGUGAAUAAUGGAUUAGUUACUGAUUCGUCAUGUGAGAUACGAUGGGAAGAUCUACAACUUGGGGAGGAAGUUGGACGAGGUUCAUUUGCUGCGGUUCAUCGAGGAGUCUGGAAUGGAUCAGAUGUUGCUAUUAAGGUCUACUUUGAGGGUGAUUACAAUGAGGUGACUUGGAUGGAGUGCAAAAAGGAGAUCGACAUAAUGAGGAAACUGAGACAUCCGAAUGUGCUUUUAUUUAUGGGAGCAGUAUGUUCUGAGAAAAAAUCUGCCAUAGUCAUGGAGUAUCUGCCAAGAGGGAGUCUCUUCAAAAUACUUCAUAGUUCGAAUCAGCCAUUGGACAAGAAACGUCGUUUAAGGAUGGCCCUUGAUGUUGCUAGGGGAAUGAAUUACUUACACCGUAGAACCCCGCCGAUUGUACAUAGAGACUUGAAAUCAUCCAAUCUCCUGGUCGACCGAAACUGGAAUGUCAAGGUUGGAGACUUUGGGUUGUCAAAGUGGAAGAACGCAACCUUCUUAAGCACUAGGUCCGGGAAAGGAACACCGCAAUGGAUGGCACCUGAAGUUCUCAGGAGUGAACCUUCGAAUGAGAAGUGUGACGUGUUCAGCUUUGGAGUCAUCUUAUGGGAGCUAAUGACUACUUUAAUACCAUGGGACCGUCUAAACUCUAUUCAGGUGGUUGGAGUUGUUGGAUUCAUGGACCGACGUUUAGACUUACCUGAAGGAUUAAACUCCCGAAUCGCAUCAAUAAUACAAGAUUGCUGGCAAACUGAUCCAGCAAAACGACCGUCGUUUGAGGAGAUAAUUAGUCGGAUGAUUAGCCUGUUCCGCAAAGCGGGGUCGGCUGCACAAGAAGACGAGGACUGA